AGAGCUUAUAUCAAAGAAAGUGGUAGAAGCGCUUGAAUUUUUAUAAUUUUCAACAUGGCAUCGGCAGUUAGAGCAGCAAGCGGCAGUAGAACAUUGAAGCAGCUGUUGUACGAGCUGAAAAACAUCAGCUCGGUUGACGGUGCUGCAACGUGCUCGCUUGCAGGAAAGUACAUUACGGAGCAGUACCGGCGCUUCGAAACGACGGAGCAGCAGCACUGUCGAGCGAAAGAAGAGCUCCAGUUUACUGCGGAAACGUAUCGGUGCUAUUUGGAAAGCAUACGCAGGUUGAAGGAUUUAAACGAAAGCUACCGCGGUAAAGGCGAACGUAGCAUCCGGGAGACUGCAGAUAUGGUGGGAUUUAAAUUGCCACAUGAUCCAAAGUAAACACGUGGCGCUAAUUCAAUGAUACUACCCACGACCAAUAACCGAAGGAAAUAAUUAUAUUUCUCUGUACAAGACCUAUGCACAGCUUCAAAUGCGCCUAUAAUAAA
Anopheles nili is the source of this 491-nucleotide messenger RNA. Its product is annotated as protein FMC1 homolog. The record is from RefSeq and is a predicted model, not a curated record. Gene Ontology annotation, cellular component: mitochondrion. The transcript has a single exon. The coding region runs from base 55 to 384 and encodes 109 amino acids. Lineage: Eukaryota; Metazoa; Arthropoda; Insecta; Diptera; Culicidae.